Molecule: messenger RNA, 1078 nt
Organism: Solea senegalensis (Senegalese sole)
Lineage: Eukaryota; Metazoa; Chordata; Actinopteri; Pleuronectiformes; Soleidae
Exons: 2
Coding region: 74-736 (220 amino acids)
Source: RefSeq, a predicted model, not a curated record
UGCACCGUCGGCGUUGUCUGUUUGUUGUGGAACCUUCUCACGUUGGUCAGACUCACAGAUCGAGCGUGAAAACAUGGGCUCUGGAAACUCACACGUGGACGUCUCAGCGGUUUCUCUUCAGUGGUAUCAAGCGUCUUUACAGCACCCAUGUCUCUUACCAGAUGUGGGCGUCGAUGAGUCCUUGCUGAAAUUUUCUGGCAUUAACUCCAACACUGAGCUUCAGGCCUACUCCAGUGAGCUGGCCGACAAAGUCCCAGACUACAUUGAGAAAUUCGUAUCUAACUUUGGGACGUUCAGUCCAAUUCCAAACGCUGUUGGACUUGGAGCUUUAAUGAUUUCCAUGAUCUUGGAGAUCGUCAUGAAGAGCACGACCACGCAAACAAACGAGAACUCAUACAGCAUGCUCCAACGUGUCUUUGGUGAAGAGAAAGCUUCAUCUGUCCGUGACACAAUGACAGUUUGCGUGGACCGUCAUCGCACAUACAUGAACAACGAGCAGCGCUUGGCAGAGGAACUACGGAUAUUAGAAAGGACGCUGAGCGGCCACCUUGCCACCCUCAAGAACUCCCUGCUGUAUGAUGGACAGAUGAGUUCACGUGGCUUCAAAAUCUGGGUGAACGGCGCCUACUUCCAAGUCCAGAUGUUGAUCCACGAGACUCGACUGAGUAAAAAGCCGAAAAAAGCAAAGGCAGAGGAUGUGAAAUCAAUCAGUGCUCUCAUUGAAGUUCUGACGUGAUGGAAGCUUAUAUCAAUCGCAUGUUCACAGAUUAUAAUCCGGUGCUGAAGAGUAAUUUUUUAGAUGUCAAGACAAACCUCGGCUCUCUCAUCAACCAACAUGACGCUUUCACUCCGCCAUACAUAGACUGAGAUCUAAACAUUUCACACCGUGUUUAUGACACAGUGAUGUGAAGGAGGAAACAAAAUCAGCCUCAUCUGUGGAUGAAUCAGUGAUUUUUGAACUAGAAUGACAGAGUGAAAUCACUGUAUGAAGAUGGAUCAGGUGAACGUGAUGUUAAAAAUGAGUGGCACUGUGAAUCAUGUGAUCACGACAUUUGCUGCAUUAAAAUAAUUAAUGUUA